GUAAUCACGCUGGUUAGCUUUUUCUCCUCCUGAUAGAAAGAUAAUCAUCCACGCGUGAAAACUGAAACCUCUCCUCUGCUCCAUUACCCAAGAAGAAGAAACACACCCUUCCUCUUCUUCUUCUUCUUCGGCCUUCCCGCUUCUCACUUCCCCUGUUCCCCAACUUCACGUUCGUCUCUGCCGUUUCGACUGCUUCCCAUCCGGCCGCCAUGUCUAUGGUGGAGGUUAGAGUUCCCAACCUCGACUGCGAAGGCUGCGCUUCCAAGCUCAGGAAAGCUCUGCUCAAGCUCAAAGGCGUAGAGGAAGUAGAAGUGGAAAUGGAGAAUCAGAAGGUGACGGUGAGAGGAUAUUCGUUGGAGGAGAAGAAGGUUCUGAAGGCAAUCAAACGCGCCGGCAAAGCAGCGGAACCUUGGCCGUUCCCGGGAUACGCGCACUUCUCGUCGUUCUACAAGUACCCGACCUACAUCGUCAACCAUUACUACGACCCUUACAAGAACGUCGGCAGCAACAGCAGCGUCCACACUUUCUUCCAGACUCCGGCGGUCUACUCCGUCGCGGUAGCCUCCGACGAGGCCGUCGCCUCGCUCUUCAGCGACGACAAUCCCCAUGCCUGCUCCAUCAUGUGACACGCUGAAAAGCUUUGCCAGAAAUUCCUUUCUUGUUUCCCCUCCAUCUCUAUUCGUUGUAACCGUUACGAUUUUUGUAUCGUAUCAUUCGUUUGUCUCAAUGUUGGUGCGAUUCCGGUAUUCGGACCUAAUUAUUUUAUGUUUGUUAUUGAAAAAAAUUGUUUUUGUGGCAGGAGCAGAGAAGUUAAAGAUUGAAUGAACUAUGUGAUAUCAA
Messenger RNA from Linum trigynum, 840 nucleotides. The record is from the annotation of a GenBank genome assembly. NCBI's taxonomy places the organism in Eukaryota, Viridiplantae, Streptophyta, Magnoliopsida, Malpighiales, Linaceae.